CUUCUAAAGAGAAAUGGCAAGCUGAUGGGUUGUACCAUUCUCCAACCACAGGGCAACACAUGGAACUCAGUGAAGAAAACCGACAUCCAUUUCUGCACUACAAGCUCGCUGCCUCCCCCGCCCAGGUUUAGUGUCAAUGGAGCAGCUUGCUAUGCAAGCUGGAGGGGGAGAGAGCUCGAGCAGUUAGUGAACCAGCUGAUCAGAGAAGCAUAGGCAGAUUCAGGGAGAGGAGGUGGACAUAUGAAGAAAAGAGCUUUCAACUAGUAAGUAGAAAUGGUUCCUUCCACACAUGGGAGACCUUGUGAGGAAAGAAUCCUGAUAAGAUGAUGUGAGAACACAUGGGGGAAAUUUAAAGAGGAAGAAGAAGCGAAAGGGAUCUCUGCCAAGUGAGCAGAUUGACGGAUCAGUCGACAGCUCCUCUGGGGUAAGGGGAGAGAUGUCUUGGUUGUCACCUGUGUCAUGGGCCAAAUGGACGUGGACGGCGGUGCGAGGAGCAGAUGAGGAGGGGAUCGAGGAGAGGGAACAUCAUAGAGAGCAAAGGGAGGAGGAUGAUGAUGAUGAUGAUGAAGAGAGAUCUCAAGGCUGCAGCUCUGAUUCAGACGGUCAUUUUGACACUCCCGAGGCAGCAACUCCUGUCCGCGGCCCACCGAUCGUCCCAGGAGAGCUGGAGAGUGACAGCGCUGACAACAAAACAGAUGCCGAUCAGGAUGAGAACCUGAUUGUUACAGCUCCAAUCAGGGACCACAAUAAUUUGCUCUUUGACAACAUGUGUCAGGAUGAGGCAGCUGUGCCCAUGCAAGACCCUUUAGAGAUGAAUAGCAAAGACCUAGAACCACAACAAAAUGCGUGCCUGUCAAAGCCGAUAAACUAUGAACCUGUUCCUGAUUCAUUCCCUGUGACAUCAAUUUCUGAAAAGGUCAAAUGCACAGUUCCAUGGCCAGAACCCCCCCGAGAAGCGACAUUGGUUCCUGAAGUGGUGAAUUGCACUCUUUUAUCACCGGACCCACCCAACGACACAAUUCCUAUCUUGGUUAAUGAACCAGAUCUAGAUCUUGCUCCAGCUUCUUCUCCUGCUCCUGCAACAAACUCAAUCCAAAGCAGUGACGCUCUGGAGCAACCAGAGAAGCCUCUCAUUGAUUCAGAACCACAAUACAGUGGUGUCACCAAAGAAUCAGAAUCCAGCUCCAAAAAAAAUACACGCAAAUCUAAACCGCCAUCCUUGUCAAUAAAGGAGACACCAAGGGAGGAUGCACAAGCAAAUGACGAACAAGAACUUCCUGUUCCCAAAGCCUCCUACAAAUUUGACCCAGACCAGAUAGAUGACAGUUUUAACCCUUUCACUAGCGGUGGAUCCAAAGUCCAGAACUCUCCACCACCAUGCAGUUCAAUAACUUUCCCCAGACCUGAGCCACUUGGUAGCUCUCUGAUUGAGGACAGUGCAUCAGCACCAAUAGAAGAAUCAACAUCAGAGGUCAAACCUGUGAUGCUGGAAUUUGGUCUGGAUGAGGGGACAGUCAGCAAACCACCUCCAAAGAAACUAGGAUGUAGAAAAACAACCAGCAAACUCAAGAAUCAAAUAAGGCCCAAGGUUUCAGAGACUUCCUGCGAACCAGCACCAGAACCUGCAGCUCCAGAAUUAGUUUCUGACCUAACAUCUGUUUCUGACAAUGCACCAGAAACGAAAGUGCAAGUUUCAGACUCCACUGUGCCGUUUAACCUGGAUGAUGUUCCUAUUCCAAGGAAAGGGACAUAUAACUUUGAUCCCAGUCAAUGGGAUGACCCCAACUUCAAUCCGUUUGGGAGCAACAGUACAUUGAGUAGUUCUCCAGUGCUCCCCAAAGGCUCCUACAGUUUCGAUCCAGACAAGUUUGACAAUACCGUGGACCCUUUCAAGCCCUCCAGCACCAUGAGCAACGACGAUUUGUCCAGUGGUUCCACUCAGUCUGAGAAAAAAACAAAAGACGGAAGCAAACAGAAAGCAGCGCAACCUGUGGGAGAGAAGAAAGUUCGGCAGACUCCAAAGAAAAGCAAAGAGAGGACAGCCAACCUCAGGACAUCUGAACAAGCCAACUUUCUCUGUUUUCUUUUGAAUCCCUGUAAAGUUGAGAAACAUGAUGAGAGCCAGUUCCAAAUGCAGGACACGCGGAAGCCGGAGGAGGAUGAGGUGGUGGUUCACACCCCAGAGAUCUCGCAGCAUGUCAACCACGCCACUGACGAGGAGAAGCUGGCGUCGACAGGAAUCAUGGGUCAGACUACCCAAGAUGAGCACCAGCAGAAAGGAGAGUCUGAAUGCACUAAACAGCCCAUCGAUGACAUCCCUGUCACAGAUGCUCCUAAGGUGGUGGAUCAUGAAGAUGAGAAGGACAAAUGUGUUCUAAAAGAUGACACAUGUGACAAUCUAACGAUGUGCAGCAGUGAUACAGAUGCUGCAGUCCUCUCCCAAGACAAAAUUUCCCUGACUGAGAUUGACAAGGCUGCAGUGCUGACUCUCAUCAGAGAAGAGAUAAUCACAAAAGAGAUUGAGGUGAAUGAGUGGAGGACAAAGUAUGAGGAAAGCAGAGCUGAAGUUUUAGAGAUGAGGAAAAUUGUUGCUGAGUACGAAAAGACAGUUGCCCAGAUGAUUGAGGAUGAGCAGGAGCAGAAGACGCUAUCCUGUAGUGAGUCAGUCAGAAAGCUGACUAUGGAGAGGGACCAGGCCCAGGCUGACCUCAAUUCGGUGGAGCGCUCCUUUGCUGACCUCUUCAGGAGGUAUGAAAACAUGAAGGGGGUCCUGGAGGGCUUCAAGAAGAAUGAGGAGGUCCUGAAGAAGUGUGCACAGGACUACCUGACACGCAUCAAGCAGGAGGAGCAGCGUUACCAAACCCUCAAAGUGCACGCCGAGGAGAAACUGGAUAGGGCCAAUGAGGAGAUAGCGCAGGUGCGUUCCAAGGGCAACGCGGAGGGGGUCGCACUCAACGCCAGCCUGAGGAAGGAACAGAUGAAGGUGGACUCGCUUGAAAGAGCCGUCCUUCAGAAGAAUCAAGAGAUUGAGGAGCUCACCAAGAUCUGCGAUGAGCUGAUUGCCAAAUUGGGAACGGAAUAAGACGUCACGUUUGCUUUAUCAAAUAAAAUCAAAAAAAAAAAAAAAAAAAAGAGCACACCAAGCAUUGACACACCAAGUAUCUGGAGUGGAUAUAUACAUUUGCAUACCUCAUAGUAAAAUAUUGAACUCGAGCAGUGUUCAAAGCACAAACGUGAAGCACAGUUUGGUCAUAUGGAAGGCUUAUGUAUAUUUUAGUCACCAAUUAUUGACAGUUGUGGGGGGGGGGGGGGUGCUUGUUGUAUCGCCAUGGCAUCAUUCAUUCACAUCAUACGAAAUGAAGGAUGAUCAUUGCAAAUCAUUUCAGUUAGUGCCUGACCUGAACUUGGUUUAUAGUUUCUUGCUGAGUUUUCAUAUACAAGGUGACUUUUUAAAACAUGUUCACUUUUUAAACAAGUUCACUUUUAUUGAACUCUCCCAAUGCCUAUGAACUCCAGGUGCAUCUCAAUCAAUUAGAAUUUAUUUCAGUAAUCGUAUUCCAAAAGUGAGCACACAAAGUUAAAUAUUACAUGAUUUUGUUUUUAUAGCUGAUGAUAGCUACCAGCAAACAAAAACUAAAUCCACCAUCUCAAGUAAUUGGAAUAUUAAAAAAGAAACACAAUCAAAUACAUAAUUUAUAAUACACAAAUUAGGUGUGAAUUUGAAUCUAAAAUGUAUUUUCCUGUUUGUUUAAUGAAUUUAAGUAAUGAGUUUCACUUUUUAAAUUAAACUACUGAAAUAUUUUUUCUACAAUACUCAAAUAUAUAGAGAUGCACCUGCAUAUGUAAUGUACAGCUUUUAUGUCGCCCUUUUUUGUUGCUGCAUCAAGUACACUGAUGUACUGCAGCGUGUGCAUUUACAGAUUUGCUGAGUUGUGACACCACGGGCAUGAUGCCACCCAAAUCUGUGGGAUCAUUUAAAAAGACGAGCACUUGAGAAUCAUGCAUUCAGUCAUACAACCUCUUUCACACGUUCACAAGUUUGGGAGUACCCUAUUUAUCCUAACAAGGUGCCAUAUUUCAGAAGCACAUUUUGUCACCACCAUUUUUUUCCCCACCUUUUAUCUAUCCAAAUAAGGUGUGCCUUUAUUGUGUCUCUUUUGUAAAUAUAAAAAAAAAUGUGUCUGUAAGUUCCUCAUGCAGUUCUCUCUUGUGGCCAAAGUGAACGUCUCACAUGUCCAUCCCGUUACGUGAUGAUUGCAAACAAUGUGAAUUUGCGGUUUGAACAUGUUCCAACAUUAAUGGCAUUCUCAGGACUGAUUGAACCCGAGAUGCAGCAAUGUGAUGGAUGGUCUGCUCUUCCAUGGAAACGUUCAGCACAACCUUGCCAAAAAAAUGACAAAUGACAUUCUGUUGCAGUGGUGUUUCAUUCGUUUUGAAUGGUGAAAAUCCAGCGUGUACAUUUUAUACUUCAUGAAAAUACUUCACAUUUGUAUAUGGAAUUAGUACUAUACUCAAAUUGUAUGGUAUAUGGUAUAUUUUGUGCAUUCCUGAAUAAAUAGUUACAUGUUU
Molecule: messenger RNA, 4569 nt
Organism: Phyllopteryx taeniolatus (common seadragon)
Lineage: Eukaryota; Metazoa; Chordata; Actinopteri; Syngnathiformes; Syngnathidae
Gene: tacc1
Product: transforming, acidic coiled-coil containing protein 1
Exons: 14
Coding region: 437-3082 (881 amino acids)
Biological process (GO): cerebral cortex development; cell population proliferation; mitotic spindle organization
Cellular component (GO): cytoplasm
Source: RefSeq, a predicted model, not a curated record